This is a messenger RNA of Bubalus bubalis (water buffalo), 5191 nucleotides long. It is a transcript of the gene ZNF710, whose product is annotated as zinc finger protein 710. The coding region runs from base 494 to 2551 and encodes 685 amino acids. The transcript has 5 exons. NCBI's taxonomy places the organism in Eukaryota, Metazoa, Chordata, Mammalia, Artiodactyla, Bovidae. The record is from RefSeq and is a predicted model, not a curated record.
CUGGCUUGGCCCCGGGUGGUCCUGGCCUCGGGGUCGGCAGGCCUGCCUCAGCUGGCCCUGGAGUCCUGCACAGGAGGCUGGAAACCUGGAACGGCAGAAAGGAGGGGUCUGGCUCAGCGGACUGCUCCAGGCAGCUGAGCAAGCCUUGGGGCUUAGACAGGUGUGACUGAAGGAAGGCCUGACAGCUCUGGAGCGCUGCAGGGCCUGAUGGAGUUUUGAAGCACGUGGAAGAGGGUUUCUCUCAGGGAACCCCCUUCAGGAUGAGAAAGCAGAGGCCAAGGCCAGAGCCCGGCAUCUCUAGGGAGGAGGAGACAGAAACUCAAGGGCAGCACCAGUGGCUGGAGCUGCCGCUGCCGGUCAGGGCAGGGACCCAGCCGCGUCCGUGGAGGAAGGUGGAAGGACAAGCCAGUCCCAUCAGGCACAGCGGUGGCCUGAGCAGGGCGGGACAGCGAGCAGGCUCACUGGAGGAGGAACAUCAGAGAAGUGGAUCUGAAUGCCCCCGAAGGAUGGUUUAUCCAGGAAACACAGCGAUGCCCUCCUAGCCAGCCGCCACGGGAUGGAGGGCUUCAUGGACUCAGGGACACAGACUGAUGCCGUGGUGGUGCUGUCUUUGGCUCAGGCCGCCGUGCUGGGCCUGGUCUCGGAAAAUGAGCUCUUUGGAGCCACCAUAAGCGCCGAAGCCUUCUACCCGGACCUGGGGCCGGAGCUGUCCGGGGCAGCCAUAGGGGAGGCCCGGCCCCCGGGCCCGGACGUCUACCAGCUGGCCUGCCACGGGCGGGCCCUGGAGGAGCCGGCUGAGGAGGAGGUGCUGGAGGUGGAGGCGGCCUUCGAGAAGCACACCCGGCGGAAGACGCGGCCGCCUGUGCGCCUGGUGCCCAAGGUCAAGUUUGAGAAGGUGGAGGAGGAGGAGGAGGUCUACGAGGUGUCAGUGCCCGGCGGCGACGACAAGGAUGCCGGCCCAGCAGAGGCCCCAGCCGAGGCGGCCGGCGGCGGCUGCGAGGCCCUGGUGCAGAGCAGCGCGGUCAAGAUGAUCGACCUCAGCGUCUUCAGCCGCAAGCCCCGGACGCUGCGACACCUGCCCCGCGCCCCGCGGCCGGAGCUGGACGUAGCCCCCUUCGACCCCCACUUCCCCGACCCGGCCCGGGACGCCUUCGCCGAGCCCAGCAUGGCGCUACCCAGGCCAGAGGCCCUGCCCGUGGAGUGCAGCUUCGAGCCGCCGCACCUGCCCCCGCUGAGCGACCCCGAGCCCCCCACCAUGGAGUCCCCGGAGCCCGUGAAGCCGGAGCAGGGCUUCGUGUGGCAGGAGGUGGGCGAGUUCGAAGCGGACGCAGCCGGCUCGACGGUGGAGCGCCACAAGAAGGCCCAGCUGGACCGGCUGGACAUCAACGUGCAGAUUGACGACUCGUACCUGGUGGAGGCCGGCGACCGGCAGAAGCGCUGGCAGUGUCGCAUGUGCGAGAAGUCCUACACGUCCAAGUACAACCUGGUGACGCACAUCCUGGGCCACAACGGCAUCAAGCCGCAUUCCUGCCCGCACUGCAGCAAGCUCUUCAAGCAGCCCAGCCACCUGCAGACGCACCUGCUGACACACCAGGGCACCCGGCCACACAAGUGCCAGGUGUGCCAGAAGGCCUUCACGCAGACCAGCCACCUCAAGCGCCACAUGCUGCUGCACUCGGAGGUCAAGCCCUACAGCUGCCACUUCUGUGGCCGCGGCUUCGCCUACCCCAGCGAGCUCAAGGCCCACGAGGUGAAGCACGAGAGCGGCCGCUGCCACGUGUGCGUCGAGUGCGGCCUGGACUUCUCUACGCUGACGCAGCUCAAGCGCCACCUGGCCUCCCACCAAGGCCCCACCCUCUACCAGUGCCUGGAGUGCGACAAGUCCUUCCACUACCGCAGCCAGCUGCAGAAUCACAUGCUCAAGCACCAGAACGUGCGGCCCUUCGUGUGCACCGAGUGCGGCAUGGAAUUCAGCCAGAUCCACCACCUCAAGCAGCAUUCGCUCACCCAUAAGGGCGUGAAGGAGUUCAAGUGCGAGGUGUGCGGCCGGGAGUUCACCCUGCAGGCUAACAUGAAGCGGCACAUGCUGAUCCACACCAGCGUCCGGCCCUACCAGUGUCACAUCUGUUUCAAGACCUUCGUGCAGAAGCAGACCCUCAAGACCCACAUGAUCGUCCACUCGCCCGUGAAGCCGUUCAAAUGCAAGGUGUGCGGGAAGUCCUUCAACCGCAUGUACAACCUGCUGGGCCACAUGCACCUUCACGCGGGUAGCAAACCCUUCAAGUGCCCCUACUGCUCCAGCAAGUUCAACCUCAAGGGCAACCUGAGCCGGCACAUGAAGGUCAAGCACGGCGUCAUGGACAUCGGCCUGGACAGCCAAGACCCCAUGAUGGAGCUGACGGGCACGGACCCCUCUGAGCUUGACAGCCAGCAGGAAAUGGAGGACUUCGAGGAGAACGCCUACGCCUACGCGGGUGUGGAUGGCAGCGCCGAGGCCAGCGUCCUCUCCGAACAGGCCAUGAAAGAGAUGGCCUACUACAACGUGCUAUAGCACAGGCCGGGCCGCCCGGAACGGGGCGAGGAGGGCGUGAGGCGUGCCGGCUGCCUCCCUGCAGCUGAGGAACGAGCUGCUGCCCCGCUGUCCUGAGCCCUGCCCUCCCACUUGGUCGUUUGCACCACUAGGGACUUGGAGACCAAAUGGAGACUGUACUACAGGCCCCAGGCAUGGUGGGGAAGGAAGGAUGACCCGGGAAGCCCAGGUCCCCAUCUCCUGGGCCUGCUGCUGCGGGAGAAAUGCGGAUGGGGGCUGUUUGGGGACAGGCCACUAGGGCAGAGGUUCUGUCUUUCCGGGCCCAGCAGAGCGGGGGCAACCAGUGUUGGGGAGCCGCCCUCAUGGCUCCUCAGGGGCCCUGUCACUGGAGAAGAGAUCUCUUGAGCCAUGUCGUGUUUCUCCUCUGGACCAUCUCCUGUCUCUAGGGAUGGUGGAGCUCUUGUGCUGGUUGGUCAGCCCUGCUCCCCACAGUCACCCGCUCCCAUCAGCCCAUGGACUGGGAAAAGCCCAGGCCGAGCCCCCUUCCCCACCCAGUCCACAGACAGCCAGGCAGGGCCCUCUGCCUUCUACCUCCUGGUGCCCUCCACUCUCUCUGCCAGCCAGGCAUGCAUGCGGCCCCUAGGAAAGCAGGGUGCAGCCCCAACCCUGGCUACCAUCCUCUCCAGCCAGCCCCCAGAAAGCCCCCAUCUCACAGCCCUGUUUGGUUGGAAGUGAGUGUCCCAAAAGUGGAUUCCAACAAACUGUUACCCAGGGCAGCAGGCCAGGGUCCCCUGACAAAGCCAGGACAUGCAGUGCAUGAGGCACUUGCUAACAAAGGUGGCAGCCCCCCAAGUGAGGGGAACAGAGAGGGGGUCACUGGGGACCAAGAGGGGCUGUCCUCAAGGAGGCCAAGGAUGGCUUGUUGGGGGGAGGGGGGACUGGAGUUUUUCUUAUUUAAGGUCUAAUAAGGAUGCAUUUUGAGGAUGGGGACAGCCAAGAGUCACCAGAGUCCUAGGAAGAGCAACAUAUUUUAAAAAGGAAGACCAUAGAGAAAAAAAAAACAAAACACUUUUUUUUUUUUUUUUUUUUGAGCAAAGGGGGGGGUAUUUUGAAGGUAAUUUAUUUUUUUUCUUUCCAAAUCUGCGUCACCUAUUCUCUUUUCUGACGGACAUCAUUUUCUUUUUCCCAGCGGAAGCUUUCUUGUGUGCUGUGCGUGCUUUGUGGCUCCCCAACCAGCCAAGAGCAGCCCAGGGACUCGGGGUGGGGAUGGAGGGGGUACUUGCUGGUCUGGCCCUGGAGGGCGUGUGCAGCUGUGGGCAGGAAGCCUCAGGAGGUGAGGGCGAAAGGCAGGAGGGGGCAGAGCCUGGCAGGCCCUCCACCCCUGCCCGGCCCCUCCCGCCGGUGACUCGCUCCAUGCCGCUCAGAGCAGUGGCCAGAGCUCCCAUGCCUGCCUGUUCUCAGCCCCUCUGUCCCCAGCUCCUGCCUCAGAGCUGAAAAAGACUGCAGGGCCCCCGGGGCGGUGAAAGAGCACAUUGAGGAAUGCCAGGGCACCCAGACUCCCACCCACUCGCACCGUGAGGACUGUGAGAUGGGGUGGGAGUGGGGGCAGGCAGGGCCAUCCGCAGAGGCACAGGAGGUGAGGCCUUGGGCCCCAGGGAGCAGCUGGGAGAAGGUGCCCCCAGAGCUGUGUCCUUCCUGAAGGACCAGUGGCAACCCACUCCAGUAUCCUUGCCUGGAGAAUCCCCAUGCACAGAGGAGCCCGUCGGGCUACAGUCCAUGGGGUGGCAAAGAGUUGGACACAACUGAGUGACUAACACACACACACACACAUACACACAAGCCAGGCCUCAGGGUGGCUGAGAUCAGGAUGGGGGGAGGGGAGGACACAGAAGCCUCAGGAUCAGGCAGCCAGGUGCCCCUUCCUUCUUCACUAGAGUUCAUGCUGAGCAGCAAAUGGGAGGACUGGGGGUCCUCACUCACCCCAAGUGUGGCUCUCUAGACCCCGAGUCCCCCAGCCUCCCAGGUGCCCGCCAUGACGACCCUCAGGUGGCAGUGACCCCGUCACUGUAGAUGACAUUUUCUCCUGCUGAGCAGAAGCGUUGUCCCCUGCAAACUACCUCUUUCCACCACGUCUUCUCCCCCCACCCCAGGUACCAAAAACAAAAACCCGUAUCUCCUCCUCCUCCUCUUUCCGGCCACCCGGUGGCCUUGGUCUUGGAAGCCCACAGGACAAGGUCCAGCCCCCAGGCUGGCGCUCUCCUGGCUUCCCCCAGCCCCGCCAUCAGCACCAGCCCUCUGAGAGGUUCCAUACUUGAACAACCCCCCACCCCCGCCCCCGCCCCGUGCCUUGGACCUGGGCAAGGCUGAGAGAAGGAAGCAGCAGCACAACUCACAACCUGAGCUGGGGGCGAGGGCGGCGGUCUCAGCAAGGCUCCUGUCCUCACCCCGCCCCGCCCCGCCCCCACCUGUUCAGAAGAGGCCCUCCAGGCCUCUCACGUGACUUGGAAACUCCUGGACGAACUCCAUUCUAACUUAUUUUGACAUGUAUACGAACCAACUGUUUUAGAAAUUCCACUCGUGCAAAGCCCUACUGUGUUUUUAUGUUCCUGUUUCAAAGAGAAGUUUACUUAGCAAUAAUUAUAAAUAAAUGAAUAUUCUUUA